GCCUACGUGAAUCAGGAGCGAAUUGAGCAUUCAAGUAAAGCGACCAGAGAACAUGCCAACAACACGAACGGUUCAGACAAAACGGGUCUACGGCAAGCGCAAAGCGAACGCCCCCAGAGCGGUUUUGGAAAAUGGCAGUCCUCUCAAGGUUGCGGACAGCAGCGAUAGUUCUCUCGACAGAUCUGCGAAGUCUGGUAUUGAUGAGGAAACAACCAAGGAAAUAGAAGCUGGCCUUUCAGCAUUGAAUAUUGAAGAACCAAGUACAACGGAGCUGGAGGAGAAGGAACAACUACCACCCGCAACGCCAGCACUUCAAAAACACCGUCGAAAAUCUAUCAAAACACCACUGAACCGACUUCAAGAGAACUCAUUGAGACUGUUUUCAUCGCCAAAAUUCGAUGCGCUAGCAACCAUAAAGCCGAAGACUCCUCUCGAUCAGGAAAGGCAAAGGAGACUUUCCUUCACUCCGAGACAGCCACGGGCCAAACCACUGCAAUCAAGAAGACCGAUAACGCGACUAUCCUCAGGCUGCGUGGAAGAUGAGAAGUUAAACAUAUACGUCAGCCAGAUCCUCAACGAAGCAUUGUCCCCCUUCGCAGCGCAGGGCGUACAGAAGUUCAGCUCGUGGGCGGCGAGGUCCGAGAGUGCAUUUGAUCCCAUAAAAAUCGCCGAGGGUUCAUAUGGAGAGGUCUAUAAACUACGCUUGCGAGAUGAUCUAUGCAAAAAUGAGAUGUCAAAGUCGAAAGUUGGAAAAUUACGUGCUUACGGAGAAGGGGUCUUCAAAAUAGUGCCAUUGCGGGCACAGAAAGGACCCGGGUCCAAAAAAUUCACGAGCAUCGACGAAAUUACGGCUGAAAUCAAGCUGCUCAAACUAUUAGAUCCCAUCCCUGGGUUUGCAAGAUUCCGAGAAAUCCAUGUCGUUCAAGGCCGGUUUCCGGAGUCGUUUCAAAAGGCAUGGGAUAUAUAUAAGGAUACAAAAGAUGAUUGUAUGAAUCCAAAUCCCGCCAACAAAAGAGCAUACGCCAAUAGCCAGCUCUGGGCCGUUUUGGAGAUGGACGAUGCUGGAGUUGAGCUGGAAAAAUUCUCUUGGUCCUCCGUGUUUCAGAUCUAUGAUAUUUUCUGGGGAGUAGCGAUGGGCCUGGCAAGGGCCGAGGAAUUUGCUCUUUUCGAGCACAGAGACCUUCAUCUCGGAAAUAUCUGCCUUCAGUCGACGAGGUCGGACGGGGAUAUGCAGUCGCUAGCUGAGUUGGAUGCAGCCGCGUGGAAAUCAUCAAGCGGUUUUGGUAUCAGUUCCCUAGAGACUACAAUCAUCGAUUACUCGCUUUCCCGUGCCGAGCUACGGUUUACAGAUGACCCAGAAGAAAAAGUGGGAAUUGCUUCGUCUGAUCUGGAUAGUAAGCAACUUUUCGACGCCAUUGGUCGGGACGAGGACGAGAUUCUUCUACGAAACACAUAUAGAUACAUGCGCGCACAACUCUAUACCGGAAAUUCCCUGACCGUCGAAAAACCGCCAAAGAUAUCGGGAAUAUGGGCCGAGUACGCCCCAAAGACAAAUUUACUCUGGCUACUUUUCAUCCUCAAAAACCUAAUGAAACGUAUGGAACUCAAAGACUACAUUGAACAAGCAGAACAGAAAUCACGAGAACCUCUAAAGCCAUCCCACCAAAAAGCCAACCAGCAAAUCGAGCAUUCUACAGAGCCAACAAACGCCAAAUCAAGGCCGAAGAACCGUAACCCUGCUGUCGGUAACGUCCUGAUGUCUCUCCAGAACACUCUAAGUGGUCGGUUGAAAGAUAUUCUUGAAGUACUCGAUAUCGAGCAUGGAAGGGAGGAUAUGUGCUGUGCGGCGGAUUUGGUUGCGUAUGCGAUUGAUCAGCAAUGGUUGGAUGAAAGAGAUUUCUUUCUUUCGUAGGGGUUAUGAUAUUAUUUAUGAGUCGUACGAAGCAUAUAUAUAUAUACACAUUUGUGUUUUUUACAAGAAUAGGAUUGUCUAGCAUAAAUGGAGCGAGCAUGUUUUUAAUCCUGG
This is a messenger RNA of Talaromyces proteolyticus, 2026 nucleotides long. RefSeq lists its product as uncharacterized. Gene Ontology annotation, molecular function: histone H3T3 kinase activity. The record is from RefSeq and is a predicted model, not a curated record. Gene Ontology annotation, cellular component: nucleus; cytoplasm. Gene Ontology annotation, biological process: mitotic cell cycle; intracellular signal transduction. The coding region runs from base 53 to 1912 and encodes 619 amino acids. The transcript has 2 exons. Lineage: Eukaryota; Fungi; Ascomycota; Eurotiomycetes; Eurotiales; Trichocomaceae.